AUGGUGUUGAUGAUAAGCUGCAGUCAUCGCGCAUGCGUCGGCUGCUUUAGCAAGUACUUCACGAACAAGAUCAAGAGCUGCAGUAUUCUCGAGCUGACAUGUCCGUUCUGUAAGCAGCCCGACCUGGCAGGCGAAGCCAGCGACGAACAGGCUAGCAAAUAUUUCAGUGAUCUCGACGUGCUGCUUAAGAAGAUAGUGGAGAAGGACACCCAUGAGUUGUUUCAGAGCAAGCUUAGGGACUAUUCACUAGAAAGGGAACCGAGGUUUCGAUGGUGUGCGCACUGCUCAUGUGGCUUCAUCGGUGCGGACGCCAGCAGUAUGGCGAUAGAGUGCCCGUUCUGCAGGAAGAAAAUGUGUUAUCGCUGCAGGCAACCCUGGGAACUAAAGCAUGCUAGUCUCACGUGCCAGGAGUUUGAAAGCUGGAAACAGCAAAGGAACCCAGAAUACCAGGCUACCAUGAAUUCGCUUCUUAAGAGGAACAUCAUCGAUUGUCCUAACUGCUCGCUCAAGUUCACACUGGCAAAGGGCGGUUGUAUGCACAUAACCUGUUCGCGAUGCAAGCACCAGUUUUGCAGUGGCUGCAAGAAAACGUUUAUGGAUGGAACAAAGUGUCAAGUGUUCCAGUCUUGCAACAAAGGUCUCCAUGCCCAUCAUCCCCGAAACUGUCUAUUCUACCUGAGAGAUAUAAUGACAGAGGCACUGCAACAACUACUGCAGGUCAACUAUGGUAUCACAUUUCAAAAACGCUUGCGGCAAGCAAGGAGUGCGAACAGUGCCCAGGACUCAUGCAGGGUGCACUACACCGAGUACUUGGCGGAGCUCAUACAGAAGCACGGCAUCGACCCGGCGCCACUGCUCACCGACCGCAAGCUGCAGGCCGUGCUGCAGCGCGAGCGCGUCGCCGUGCCUCGCAUGACCGCGUCCGAGUCGCGCGCCACCUAUUGGCAUCGGCUGCUCGACGAGGUGCAGACGAAGGUCCCGCUCACGUAGACCGUCGCCGCCGUCGUCCGCUCGCGUAGACCGUCGCCGC
Molecule: messenger RNA, 1030 nt
Organism: Priapulus caudatus
Lineage: Eukaryota; Metazoa; Priapulida; Priapulimorpha; Priapulimorphida; Priapulidae
Product: E3 ubiquitin-protein ligase RNF31-like
Exons: 9
Coding region: 1-990 (329 amino acids)
Biological process (GO): protein linear polyubiquitination
Cellular component (GO): LUBAC complex
Molecular function (GO): K63-linked polyubiquitin modification-dependent protein binding; ubiquitin protein ligase activity; zinc ion binding
Source: RefSeq, a predicted model, not a curated record